Molecule: messenger RNA, 555 nt
Organism: Serendipita indica DSM 11827
Lineage: Eukaryota; Fungi; Basidiomycota; Agaricomycetes; Sebacinales; Serendipitaceae
Source: the annotation of a GenBank genome assembly
AUGCUCACUAUCCUCGUUCUCAUCAGUAUAUUCGUCAUCCAAGUAUUGGGACACGGUCGUGUUACGUCGCCAAAGCCGCGUGGUGGAGGUACAAAGCACCAAGCAGCGUGCGGUGCCGCUGUCGCCAAGGUCCUGAGCUCUGAUCCAGCAGGCCCGAUUGAAAAUGCUGUCGCAAAGAUCGACUCCAGCUACAACGCGACUGCAUGCCAUCUUUACUUUUGCAGAGGAUACAACUGGGAAGAUAACACGAGUAAUACUCGCAAGUACAAGGCUGGCCAGGUUGUCCCUUUCACGAUAGACAUUGUAGCGCAUCAUACUGGAACAGCGAACGUCUCUGUGGUAAACCUAACCACACAAAAGGUCAUUGGUUCACCACUUAUCUAUUGGAAAGUAUACUCAAAUACUUCGAUUCCGAUCAGCCAGAAACCGGCCAACGAGACGGCAUUCAAUGUGACCAUACCCUCCCUGCCUUCUGGUCACUAUGCGCUCCAAUGGUGGUGGUGGGCCUAUUCGAAUAAACAAACGUACGAGAGCUGCAUCGAUUUCACGAUAUGA